This is a messenger RNA of Fusarium graminearum PH-1, 954 nucleotides long. RefSeq lists its product as uncharacterized. NCBI's taxonomy places the organism in Eukaryota, Fungi, Ascomycota, Sordariomycetes, Hypocreales, Nectriaceae. The coding region runs from base 1 to 954 and encodes 317 amino acids. The record is from RefSeq and is a predicted model, not a curated record. Gene Ontology annotation, molecular function: oxidoreductase activity. The transcript has a single exon.
AUGCUUUCAGCUGAAGUCACAGAAUGGGGUCAAACUCCCAAACCUAUCAAGACCGCCGCACCUAAAACCCCCGUUGACGACAGCGAGACCGAGAUUCGUGUCCUUGCUGCUGGUCUUCACCAACUUGUUCGCGCACGAGCAGCCGGCAAGCAUUACACUGCUACUGAGCUUCCCCACCGCCCCGGCGUCGAUGGCGUGGGCAUUAACGUGUCGACUGGCAAAAAGGUGUACUUUUCCCUGCUCGGUACCAAGGGGGGAAGUUAUGCUGAGACUGUGAAUGCGCCUACGCGCAGCAUCGUCGAGUUGCCUGAGGGUGUUGAUCCUGUUGUUGCGGCUGCUAUGGUCAAUCCUGUUAUGGCGAGUUGGAUGGCGCUGCGCAAGAGGGUGGAUCUCAAGAAUAAGGGAUUCAAGGUGUUUAUCAAUGGUGUAACCACCGCAAGUGGAAAAAUCGCUAUCAAAGUUGCUCGUCACCUUGGUGCUACGAGUGUCGUCGGUUCAGCACGCAACAAAGAAGCUCUGUCUAAGCUUGAUCUAGACGCCAGCGUUGUUCUCGCAGAUACACCCACAGAGACCGACUUUACCGCCGCAGCAGACGCAGAUAUCGUGCUGGACUUUUUAUACGGACCGUGGCCGAACGCGUUCCUGUUAAGUCCUACGACAGCAGCUGCUCAGAAUGCAAUUACGUGGAUUAACAUUGGAAGCAUGGCGGGUGACGGGGGUGAUAUUUCGGCCUUGGGGCUGCGGAGGAGGGAUGUCACGGUGCGGGGCUCCGGGCCGGGGUCGUGGGAUCCAAGAGAGCUGGGGGCUGAGACGGUGGGGAUGUUGAAGGUGCUUGUUGGUGUGGGGAGUGAUGGGUUGAAGAAGUAUAGGUUUGAGGAUGUUGAGAAGGGGUGGAACGAUAAGGGGCGGGAUAGAGUUGUGUUUGUGUUUGGGGAGGAGAGUGAGAAGUUGUGA